AGAAUUUUCUGGAGGCAGCGUUGGUGGAAUCUUUCAAGAAGUUGGGAGUGGUGUUUAUAAAUGGUCCAUGUUUCACAGACGUACAGUAAGGAUACCACCCCCGAACGUUUGCGGUUCCUUGAGACAGUCCCUCCGUCCUGGCCGCAGAAGACUUUGUGCAGGAACUCCAAGCCAUGCAACAGCUGCUUAAGGAACAGUUGGAGUGAGCCAAGGCGGUUUACAAGCGAGCUGCCGAGCAGCAACGUCAAGAGGCCCACCAUACAAGUGGGAGACAAGAUGUGGCAAUCCAUGCGUUAUUUGCCCACGUCAGGCCGUUGCCAUAAAUUACAGGACUGGAGAGUAGGACUUUUCGAGGUGGAAGCACAGAUUAACCCAGUGGCUUAUAGACUCAAGUUGCCCCCCACUUUCAAGAUAUACCCGGUGUUUCACCAGGUGCUGCUAACGGUGGACUAUCCUCUUGAUCCUCAUCGCCUGCGAUCCGAGCCAGUUCCGCCUCUGCUAGUGGAGGGACAGGAGGAAUACGAGGUAGAACAAAUAUUGGACUCACGGAAGCGCAGAGGGCGCCUCCAGUAUUUGAUUCAUUGGAAAGGGUAUGAUCAGUCUGAACAUUCGUGGGAAACUGCAGAGGAUGUGCACACCCCGGAUUUGGUGAGAGACUUCCAUGAAGCUUAUCCAGAAAAGCCCAGACCUCGGGGGAGGCAGAGUAAGUGCAUGGAGGGGGGGAUGAUGUUGAGGCCCAGCUCUUUUGCGAGGUCCAGGGAGGGGAAAAGCAUGAGUUUCAGGUUCCCCAGCUGUCAGAAGGCGCGGAGGAACCAGUAGUUGUUGAGUCUUCUCAAGACCUUGGGGAAGGGAGUGGGUUUCAUGUCAUGCCAAUUCCCACGGAAGGCGCUGCCUCCGAAGAGGACAGCGCACAGCCCCUAGACAUGCCAGGAGAGCAGUCGGGCGAUGUUUUGGAGCGUGUACUCACUCCCCCUUUGCCAAGCGGCUUCCAGGAUGCUUCAAACACUUUCCCGCCCCCUGACCUCAAGCCUGCUGUUAAAGAGCCAGUUCCUUCAGAUGAGUUGAUGGAAGCUCACCCCCCUUCACCUCGCUCCAGGUGCCGUGAGAAAAGGACGGAGCAGAGGGAGGUUUUGCGAAGGAUUACGCUCUAAAACGUUUCCUACUUAAGACUGCAGCUCCUGGGUUUGGGUGCUGAGACAACUUGUUCCAUACGCCACAGAGCAUGUGUAGAGUUUAGUUAGGGACCUGAGUGAGUUAGCAUAGAGACCUGUAUGAAGCGUUCUGCUUUUGAUGUAUCAAUUAGUUUAAUAAAACAGGAAUUACUCCCACCUUCGACUCCGUCUUGUGGCUCCCGCCCUGGGCAGGACAGACUCAU
Messenger RNA from Rhineura floridana, 1375 nucleotides. RefSeq lists its product as uncharacterized. Gene Ontology annotation, molecular function: chromatin binding. Gene Ontology annotation, biological process: chromatin organization; negative regulation of transcription by RNA polymerase II. Lineage: Eukaryota; Metazoa; Chordata; Lepidosauria; Squamata; Rhineuridae. Bases 61 to 819 code for a protein of 252 amino acids. Gene Ontology annotation, cellular component: pericentric heterochromatin. The transcript is spliced from 2 exons. The record is from RefSeq and is a predicted model, not a curated record.